Molecule: messenger RNA, 945 nt
Organism: Alternaria arbusti
Lineage: Eukaryota; Fungi; Ascomycota; Dothideomycetes; Pleosporales; Pleosporaceae
Exons: 2
Coding region: 1-945 (314 amino acids)
Source: RefSeq, a predicted model, not a curated record
AUGCACAAGCAGCUGCAAGGUCAAGAAGACCCGACCGGAGAUGCACGUAGGGCAGGAAAGUCCCUAAGGGCCUCAUCCACGAAUACCCAGCAGUACGCGAACUCUACAACCGAAGGCGAGUCAAACACAUCGAACUCGAAGCCUCCUACCUACAAGCUGGUCAACGACAAAGCAGACCACGAUGACGACUUUCUCCUGCUGGCAGGAACGCCGGAGCCUGGCUAUCUCGUCCCUACAAAGAAGCGCUUCUUUACAGGAUGGCGCAUGGGUGCGCUCGCAUCGGCUACCUGCGCCAUAUUGGUGUUCAGCAUGAACCUCGCCGUCACAAUGUGGGUCUGGAAGAACCCCGAUUACGAGCAUGCGAAUGGCGUUGGGACAUUAUUCCAAGGCAGCUGCUCUACUGUUAGAGAAGUGAAUGUCUACGUCCACCUGGUCGUGAAUAUACUCAGUACCUUAUUGUUGUGCAGCUCGAACUACUGCCAACAGAUCCUCGCCGCACCAAAUCGAGAAGAGCUGGGGCGUGCGCACUCACGGCGAAACUGGCUGCACAUCGGCGUUCCUAACCUCCGCAACCUAUGGCAUGUUGGAUGGGAUCGCUCCGUAUUGUGGAUUUUGCUGUUUCUCUCGUCUGUACCGCUACAUUUGUUAUUCAACUCUGUUGUCUUCACAAAUGUACAGGCAAAUGAGUAUGCUGUUAUACCGACGACGCUUGACUGGGUAACGUCUACGCAAGACGUUUACGACACUUCCGGCUUCCUGAACGUCAGCAUGAAUGCAACAGAGGCGAUCUCCUCAACGAUUAGGGACCAAUAUAGAUUUGACCCCUCUGAUGCGGUCGCGUUAAGGAAUGGCAGCACGAUGCCCAAAUACAGGAAUGUUACCACAUCAGAUGUCUCAAAGCAUACGGUACGCAGUAUGUAUCAGCAGUUGGGAAUUUAUACUUGA